Molecule: messenger RNA, 1095 nt
Organism: Dictyostelium purpureum
Lineage: Eukaryota; Evosea; Eumycetozoa; Dictyosteliales; Dictyosteliaceae
Exons: 2
Coding region: 1-1095 (364 amino acids)
Biological process (GO): positive regulation of transcription by RNA polymerase II
Cellular component (GO): nucleus
Molecular function (GO): transcription cis-regulatory region binding; protein binding
Source: RefSeq, a predicted model, not a curated record
AUGAUCAGGAAAUUAUUUAUAAAUAAUUUAUUCAGCAACUCUGCACAUUUUAAAAAUAUCAGAUUAUUCAGUACUGCAAAUUCAACUAUACCUCAAUCAUUACUCGAAAAAAAUAAUCAAUCAAAUAAUAAUAUUUUAAAAACAAAUAAUAAAAUAUUUGAUAUAGAUUAUGUUUUAAAUCAAUAUAAAGCAAAUAAUAAUACCGAUAUAGAAAAAAAUAUAAUUGAAUAUUAUCAAUCAUUUGUCGACGAUUUUGCAAAAAAAGAAACAAAAUUAAUGAAUUGGGAUAUCAGUCAUUGGGCAGCUUUAAAAGGUCAUACUGAAAUCUUAAAAAACUUUAUAGAUUUUAAACAACAACAACAACAACAAAAACAAGAUCAACAAUCUUCAAACUCAAAUGAAAAUAAUAAAAAAUUUUUAAUCAAACAAGAUAAAUUUGGUGUAAAUUCAUUACACAUUGCAAUUCAAAGAGGUAAUUACGAUUUGGCAAUGUAUUUAAUUGAAACUGGUGAAUGUGAUUUAAAUCAAAGAGACACAAAACCUGGUAUAAGAUUAUCUGCAUUACAUUUAGCUAUGAACCAUUCAAAUCCAUCAUACGAAUUAAUUAAAAAAUUAUUAGAGGGUGGUGCAAAUGUUAACCAAGAAACAACCGAAAGACGUACUGUAUUAUUUAGAGCAUCCCAAUUAGGAAGAUUGGAUUUGGUUGAAUUAUUUUUAAAAUUUAAUGCAAAUAUAAAUAUUCAAGAUAAUCCAAAAACAAAUGGUUGGGAAUAUUAUAGAGUUUCAACUCCAUUACAUAUUUCAGUUUCUAAAGGUGACUUUAAUAUUGUUAAAUCUUUAAUUGAAAAUGGGGGUAAUCCAAAUUUAAGAUUAAUGGAUGAUUGUGGUGAAAGUUUACUCCAUGUUGCUGCUUUGAAUGGUGACAUCGAAAUGACAAAGUAUUUAGUGGAAAAAGGUGGGGAUUUAAACCAAUUAGAUUGUUAUGAAGCCACACCAUUGGAUUAUGCAGAAUCAGGCUAUCAAUCAAACAUCCAAUAUAUCAAAUUUUUAAAAGAUAAUUACAAUGUUAAAAAUGGUAAAGGUCGUAAAAUGUAA